This is a messenger RNA of Cariama cristata (Red-legged seriema), 688 nucleotides long. RefSeq names its product alpha-(1,6)-fucosyltransferase-like. The record is from RefSeq and is a predicted model, not a curated record. Bases 289 to 645 code for a protein of 118 amino acids. Lineage: Eukaryota; Metazoa; Chordata; Aves; Cariamiformes; Cariamidae. Gene Ontology annotation, molecular function: alpha-(1->6)-fucosyltransferase activity. The transcript is spliced from 4 exons. Gene Ontology annotation, biological process: protein N-linked glycosylation.
AGGAUACCAGAUGGUUCCAUUGAUCAGGGACCAGCUGCAGGAAAGGUACAUGCUUUAGAGGAGCAACUUUUAAAGGCCAAAGAACAGAUAGAAAACUAUAAGAAGCGGACAGGAGAUGGCCUUGGAAAAGACCAUGAAAUAUUGAGGAGGAGGAUUGAAAAUGGGGCUAAGGAACUUUGGUUUUUCCUUCAAAGUGAGCUGAAGAAGUUGAAAAAUCUAGAAGGAAGUGAACUGCAAAGACGCAUUGAUGAAUUUCUGUCUGAUUUGGGUCAUCAGGAAAGGUCAAUAAUGACCGACUUGUACUACCUCAGUCAAACAGAUGGAGCAGGAGAUUGGCGAGAAAAAGAGGCCAAAGAUCUAACAGAUUUGGUACAGAGGAGAAUAACUUACCUACAGAACCCGAAGGACUGCAGCAAAGCUAAGAAACUUGUGUGUAAUAUCAACAAAGGCUGUGGCUAUGGUUGUCAACUUCAUCAUGUAGUCUACUGCUUCAUGAUUGCUUAUGGCACUCAACGAACGCUUAUUUUAGAGUCUCAGAAUUGGCGCUAUGCUACCGGUGGCUGGGAGACUGUAUUUAGACCUGUGAGCGAGACAUGUACUGACCGAUCAGGUACCACCACUGGACACUGGUCAGGUAAGACUUAAUAACUCAGACAAUUUCUCCUUGUUCUUUGCAGCUUCAUUCAUG